This is a messenger RNA of Pyrenophora tritici-repentis Pt-1C-BFP, 798 nucleotides long. RefSeq names its product AIR1, Arginine methyltransferase-interacting protein, contains RING Zn-finger. NCBI's taxonomy places the organism in Eukaryota, Fungi, Ascomycota, Dothideomycetes, Pleosporales, Pleosporaceae. Gene Ontology annotation, biological process: positive regulation of cytoplasmic translation. Gene Ontology annotation, molecular function: single-stranded RNA binding; mRNA binding; zinc ion binding. Gene Ontology annotation, cellular component: cytoplasm. The record is from RefSeq and is a predicted model, not a curated record.
AUGACCAUCAUCGAUUUCAUCGGUAACCCGGACCGCGAGUACGUUCUCUCCUUCCAGACAGCCGCAAAGCCUCGUCGUAAGAAGCUGGCAGUAGGCUGGCCUGAGAGCGUCGAACAGAACCUUGAGCGUCUUGCAUCGUGUGGAUUCGUCGAGGACUGUGGUGUUCCACUUUGCGGCAACUGCAACGAGCUGGGUCAUGUUCGAAAGCACUGCAAGCAGGAGCAGGCUGCACGCGAAAACCCUCAGCCUGAGACUCAGUGUGUCUAUUGCCAGGAAAUCGGUCACCGUGCUCGCGAUUGUCCCAAGGAGCGUGUCAAUCGCUUCGCCUGCAAGAACUGCAAGCAGGAGGGCCACAACGCCAAAGAAUGCCCUGAGCCCCGCUCCGCUGAGGGUGUCGAGUGCCGCAAGUGCAAUGAGACCGGUCACUUCUCCAAGGACUGCCCCAACGUCGCUGCUCGUACUUGUCGCAACUGCGGAUCCGCCGAUCACAUUGCCAAGGAGUGCGACCAGCCUCGCAACCCCGAUACCGUUACCUGCCGCAACUGCGAAGAGGUGGGUCACUUUUCCAAGGACUGUCCCAAGCCUAGGGACUACUCCAAGGUCAAGUGCUCAAACUGCCAAGAGAUGGGCCACACUCAUGUUCGUUGCAAGGCUCCCAAGGCCGAGGAGGGUGGCGAUGUAUCUGCCGGUGCCUGGGGCGCAGACUCUGGUGGCGGCGGCGGCGAUGCUGUUGCUGCUACUGGUGGCGAGGCUUCCUGGGGCGACGGCGGCGGCGGCGGAGGUGGAGAAGGUUGGUAG